AUGGAGACUCGCAAGAAGAAGCUAGGCGAAGACUAUCCUGAUACGCUGAGCAGGAUGGCAAAUCUCGCUCUUACCUGGAAAUCCUCAGGUCGGGAUACGGAGACUAUCAAUUUACUGAGAUACUACCUAACCAAGCAAAAGGAAACAUUCGGGGUAAAGCACUGGCAAACUUUAGCCAAUUCUUUUGACUUGGCGGUAUAG
This is a messenger RNA of Penicillium macrosclerotiorum, 201 nucleotides long. RefSeq lists its product as uncharacterized. The record is from RefSeq and is a predicted model, not a curated record. The transcript has a single exon. Lineage: Eukaryota; Fungi; Ascomycota; Eurotiomycetes; Eurotiales; Aspergillaceae. Gene Ontology annotation, molecular function: protein binding. Bases 1 to 201 code for a protein of 66 amino acids.